AGGAGCGCCGUCCUCUUUGUUGUUAGUGAUGACGACAUGAAAAUAUUGUUGUUGCUGUUCAGCGGACGGAGACUCAGCGGAGGGAGACAGACAGGCAGGGAGGAAGGAAGGAAGGAAGGACGGGGUUUGAAGGUUCCGAGGAGUCGAUCCAGCUUCAUUUUAUUUAUCUUCUGUUUGUUUUCGCUUUAAAGAGAGAGUUUGGCACGCGGACAUGUCGGUGAAUAUGGACGAGCUCAGACAUCAAGUCAUGAUCAACCAGUUUGUUUUGACGGCAGGCUGCGCCGCGGAUCAGGCGAAGCAGCUCCUCCAGGCGGCCCACUGGCAGUUUGAGACGGCCUUAAGCUCCUUCUUCCAGGAGGCCAACAUCCCCAGUCACCACCACCAGAUGAUGUGUACUCCCAGAAACACGCCCGCCACGCCGCCCAACUUCCCAGACGCCAUCACCAUGUUCUCCAAGCUGCGGGCGUCAGAGUGCGGCUCCAGCGCCGGCAGCGGCCCCUCCCAGGUGUCCAUGGCCAGCUCCCCCCCGACCCCUUCCUCCACGUCAGGUUUCGGCUCCUUCUGGGCCUCCUCGCCGCCCAGCCACCAGCCGGCCUGGCUGCCCCCGUCGUCUCCUACGGGCCACCACAUGCACCACCACCAUUACCACCAUCACCACAUGCAACAGACUCCCAUGUGGCCCCCGGUCUCCCAGCCCAGCGGCUCCCAGCAGCCGCCCGUCGUGUCAGCGCUCCACGGCCAGAGAUGAGACUGAGCGGUGGGCUGGAGGCGGGAGGGAGGGGGGGAGGGGAGGAUGGGUGCUGGUUCCUGCGUAGCCAAAUGAUUUUCUGUUUUGGAAGGGGGGGAGGGGAGGUCUCGGGGGGAGGGGGUCUAAUGUGGACGAGAGGAGAUGGAAAAAGACAAAGACACUGCUGUUUCCCUCUCUUGUUUUUCUGAAGAAGACGAGCAGUUUGGACUCUUUUCCUCUGCGCCUUCAUCACACACACAAACUCUUCAUCAUCAUCAUCAUCCUCAUCAUCAUCAUCAUCAUCAUCCUUAUCAUCAUCAUCAUCAUCAUCAUCACAAACACGCCCACGCAGAGCACUCACGAGGAGCGGAGCCAUGUUACCUGCUGAACUCUUUGUGGUUUCACUUUUAUCAAGUCUUCUUUCACCGAGUCCAGAGACGAUGUGUCAGGAAGUCGGCAAUAACCGUCGGAGAGACGGACACUGGAGGAAGAGACGGACGCUGGAGGACGAGACGGACACUGGAGGACGAGACGGACACUGGAGGACGAGACGGACGCUGGAGGACGAGACGGACGCUGGAGGUCGAGACGGACGCUGGAUGAUGAGACGUCUCAGAGAGCAUUUACGUUGGAGACUGAAUGUGGACAGUUAGAGGAGGAGGACGGUGGAAGCUGCAGCCAUAAAACUGAGUUGAUUCCAUCACGGUGAUUUGACCCCGACAGAGACGAUGAUGAUCUCACGUGUGACCUUUACAAACAUCCAAAUAAAACUUCCUGCUGGUCUCAAGGUGUUCACAGAGUCCCUCACACAGGGACAGAUGAUUAUGUUUUGUUAUUGAUUCCCACAUCUCUGCAGAGUAUGCAAAUCAAACUUAGGUGCCCCUCCCUGUUUUACGAGUGUGAGUCUGUAAACACUCUGAGACCAGCGGGGAGCUUUUCAUCUCUGUGACACAAAAAUAACUCAUGGCUGUCUAACGGACGGUUAAAGAAGUGAAGAUAUAAAAGAGGUUAAAGGUGAAGGUUGUAAUAUUCUGGUUCUUGAUGCUGGACGCUGUUAGCAGACGGUUCUCCUGCAGGCGACGCCACGCUCUGACUCAUCAGGAGGAGUGUAAUCGCCCGGGCGGCUCAGAGGGUGAAAGUUUUGUACAUACAGACGUUUAGCCAAAUGAUGAACUCACUAAAGAAACGCUCUCAUUCAGUCGUCUGCCGAACUCAGUGAUUUUCCACACAACCUGUUGGACACUCAACCACUCCUACCUCUGUGUGUCUGAAUGUAACUCUGCUGCACACACACACACAGACGGGAUCAGAGAGCGCUCACACUCAAAGAAGAAGAAAACAACGUUGAUGUCGCCUUCUCACAGGAACUCACGAGUAGAUUAGUCUCCAGUUUACACGUCACUUCAUCGAGGGGAGGAAGGUGUUUCCGUCAGGGAGCGAUGGAUGCAGAGAGAGAGAGAGAGAGAGAGAGAGAGAGAAGAUGUUCUUUGCAGACAAUCAAAGUGUUCCCUCUGUUUUUUACUGUCCUGCACUUUCUUCACUUUGAACGCAGGCUUCUGGACUCCAGGAGGUUAAAGUUUUUUAUUUCUCUUGAGUGAACUGCAUCAUGGGUACUGAUCAAAUCCAUCAGCCAUGCAGAAUAAAGGACUGAGACGUGAAUAAUGAACCUGCUUUUAAAGGGACACACCUUUCUUUAAACGUCACACUUCACACCGCUCUGAACAGACAGACAGCCGGACUCUUUGGAGCUUGCUUUAAUGAAGCAUCCGUCACACACGGGGGGGGCGGGGGGUGAGAGUUAAGUCUUCGCUGAUUCAACGUUGAGGCUGGAGCUGGAUUCUUCUGUGUCCUGGCUGAUCUGUAAAACACGAGGAAACAGAGAGAAGUGGUCAUCAUGCUGCCGUUACACAUCUUCUUUUUGUCACAGCGACAACAAACACCAAAGCUUUGUUUACUACUUACUCAUGUUAGAGGAGUUCAAGAAGCAGAGAGUCUCAUUUUACACAUUUUUAAAAAGGCAGCGUGAAGAGAAGAGUGAGGCUGUGAUCAAAGAUUUUAAGUUAAGAUUUAAAGAGUGAAGUCAGCCGUGUGCCUCCAUGAAGGUUUGAGGACACGUUAAUGUUUGGAUGAGCCGUCUCAUCGUGGAUCACGGACUCUUCAGACUGGAGGGAUGAUGGUUUCUUUUCUUUCAGACGAGCGUGAAGCAGCUCGUGUCACAGACCUGCUGGAGGCUUCGACAGACUGUCCCGUGAUUUUAUUUGACUUUACCCAUUCAACCGUUUUUUGUUUUUUUGCUCUUUACCAGGUGGUGUUUCUUUUUUCUCAGAACUCACUGCUCCGCUCUUUUCUAGAGAUUUCUCUUUGUACUUUGUGUUCAUUUCCUCUGUUGAAAUUUGUAUUUAUAUGUUUAAUAAAACAACGUAUGAACUGCUG
This is a messenger RNA of Notolabrus celidotus (New Zealand spotty), 3160 nucleotides long. RefSeq names its product UBA-like domain containing 2 (gene ubald2). The transcript has 3 exons. Gene Ontology annotation, molecular function: protein binding. The record is from RefSeq and is a predicted model, not a curated record. The coding region runs from base 212 to 748 and encodes 178 amino acids. NCBI's taxonomy places the organism in Eukaryota, Metazoa, Chordata, Actinopteri, Labriformes, Labridae.